Magnolia sinica is the source of this 5010-nucleotide messenger RNA. Its product is annotated as probable RNA-dependent RNA polymerase 1. The record is from RefSeq and is a predicted model, not a curated record. The transcript is spliced from 5 exons. Gene Ontology annotation, biological process: siRNA processing. The coding region runs from base 1149 to 4526 and encodes 1125 amino acids. NCBI's taxonomy places the organism in Eukaryota, Viridiplantae, Streptophyta, Magnoliopsida, Magnoliales, Magnoliaceae. Gene Ontology annotation, molecular function: RNA binding; RNA-directed RNA polymerase activity. Gene Ontology annotation, cellular component: nuclear RNA-directed RNA polymerase complex.
UUGUAUUCCCACAUAAACCCCUCUGCACAGAUACCCCCGUCGUUAUACAUAACGGCUGCCAACGAUUCCGGCCGGAGAUGGAUUUCACAGCGCUGGAAUUGAGGGCAUUGUGCCAGGAUCUAGGGCAUAGAGAGGUCCCUGUCUCCGGCAGUAAUAACGAUGAACGAAUUGCAGCAGCUGUCGUCGGUGGUACUCGACAUUGCUGUUUCCACACACAAUUCUCAAGAGGGAUGCCUGCAAUAGAAACCGCCAUUAAAGCCAUCUUCUUCUGCUUCCUCAUUCAUUCUCACAGCUCUCAUACCACAUGUAAACGAAGGAGAUUUAAUUCCUAUCCGUUGAAUCAAUGCAUACCUGAUGAAUCCGCCAUUAACGAUGGGUUUCGAAGCUUGCUGAGUAGAUGGUCCCUCGCCCACUCGGAUCUUCCAGUGUCUUGCUUGAAGACUGCUUCCUUUUUUAUUCCGUAGGGAUGCUUAUCUUCUGAAUUGUGAAGGGGAUUUUACAACUCGAACUUGUAGCUUUGGUGGAAAGAGCGAAAGAAGAUAACUUCGACGAGAUUGUGUUGUUCUUUGUCUUGAAUCUGUCUGAGAGUCUGUUUGGAUGGCACUCUGAAUGAUAAUGGAUUGGAACGUUGCCUGACCCAUGUGCAUUUUGAGAAGCAGAGACAUCUCUCUCAAAAUGCAAACUGCAAAAGCUACUAAAAUGAGAUGCAGUAAAAGCAUGCUUGAGCCAUUAUCUUCCCAUUUCUGAAUUGGGAUGGUGGAUAUUUCAAACCUCAUCAAUCGAUACUGUAUUUGGGUAGAAAUGAAUGACCAUCUUAGGGCCUCUUUGGAUGUACGAGAGCCAACUGAUAUGCAUUUUGCAGAAAAGGAGCCGAUUUGAGGCGAUUCACCUGGACGGGAUGUGCUUAACGCUCCCAUCCAAGAAAUCCACCUUGAAUGAGAAUGAGCUGAAAACAAGGUUGUUAUGAUCACAUUCUCAAUGGGGACAGUGGCUGCACGCUUCCAUCUGAAUUUGGGGACAUUCCGAACAGAUUUUUUGUUGCAAUUGAAGCGAGGGUCAGAGCCGUGGCCUCGUGAUUGCAGCACGAAGAACCGUCCAAUUGAGCUAUACCAUCUCAACCCCAGCUAUAUUUGAUCAACUCUCACAACAUGGGAGGUGGGACAAUUCAGGUUUUGGGUUUCCCUUCGAAUGUGAGUGCGGAAAAUGUGAAGGAGUUUUUUGAGAGAUACACGGGUGAGGGGACUGUUUAUGCACUUAAGGUUAGACCACCCAAGGCCAUCAGCCCAAGAUCAAGCACAUUCGUGAUCAUUCAAUUCACAACGAGUAGUUGUGCCAAAGAUAUAACCGCUAUGGCUAAUCAGCGGCAGCUGUCGUAUGAGGGUUCUGUUCUUAAAACCCGAGAUGCGGCACGUGAUAUCGUGCCGAAGCCAAGGACCACAAUGUUUAAGUUCGAACCUGCGACUCUGCAUUUCGGCUGUCAGAUUACGGACGAAAGUUUUUCUGCUCUUUGGAGUGUCAGCAACGUUGAAGUUAACUUUGAUUUCCAUCUGCAAAAAUUGAAGUUCUUACUGACUUGUCACAGUGUCCAGUACAAGCUUGAACUCUUUUAUGGCAACAUUUGGCAAAUCCAGCUGCGCCACUCACAUGGACAAGCUGCUAAGUUUCUCUUGAUACAGUUGCAAGCUGCUCUGCGGAUUUACAAGAAGCCUCUGAUCAGUCAAUCUAUAUAUGAAGAUCCUAAUUUAAACUACUUCAAGGACAUAUCAAGCAAUCAUUGGGUCAGAGCAACCGAUUUCUCUCCGUCAUCUGCAAUCGGCCAAUCUUCUGCAUUGUGUUUGGAAAUUCCAUACGGCUGCAGGCUUCCUGAUAUCCAUGAGAACUUUGUAUGUUUUAAAGAAAUUGAAGGCCAAUUUGUCUUGGAGAGCGGUUUUUCCUUCUCUCAUGGUUUGAAUCUUGUCCCCAUUGUUGGGCCUCACCAGAGGAUUCAAUUACCAUAUACAAUUCUGUUCAAGGUAAACAGUUUGGUUCAGAAUGGGAUCAUCAUAGGGCCCACACUCGAUGACGAUUUCUUUAGGUUGCUCGAUCCUCGUCUGGUAUCUAUUCACUAUGUGGAACAUGCCCUGGAGAGUCUAUCACAUCUAAAAGAUUCCUGCUUCGAACCUGCAAAAUGGCUUCACGAGCAGUAUGGAAACUACUGUGCAUCCCGCCAUCCUCCAAAAUCCACCACCAUUUCAUUGAAUCCAGGUUUGGUCUAUGUCCACAGGGUUCAAAUCACCCCCACGAAAGUGUACUUUUGCAGGCCUGAGGUCAGCAUCUCGAAUCGUGUAUUACGCGAGUAUGCUGAAGAUAUAGAUAACUUCCUUCGUGUUACUUUCGUUGAUGAGGAUUCGGAAAAAAUACGGUCGACGGAUUUGGUACUGCGGGCAGUUCUGGCAAAUGGUGAACAGCACACUGAUGUUUAUAGAAGGAUACUCUCCACUUUGAGAAAUGGCAUAGUUAUUGGUGAUAAGAAGUUUGAAUUUCUCGCAUUCUCUUCAAGUCAAUUAAAGGAGAAUUCUGCAUGGAUGUUUGCAGCAAGGUGUGGACUCAAUGCAGCUGGUAUAAGGAAGUGGAUGGGAGACUUUAGUAAGAUAAGGAACGUGGCAAAAUAUGCGGCCCGAUUGGGUCAAUCGUUUGGGUCAUCGAAAGAAACGUUGAGCAUCGAUAGGCAUGAAAUUGAACAUAUUCCUGAUAUAGAGAUUAAAAACAAUAAAUAUAAUUUCUCGGAUGGAAUUGGAAAAAUUUCAGCUGAUUUUGCUAAAAGCGUGGCUAUAAAGUGUGACAUUGGAGGUUUGACUCCAUCGGCAUUCCAAAUUAGAUAUGGUGGGUACAAAGGUGUUGUAGCUGUGGAUCCCACGUCUCCAUCUAAGUUGUCCUUGAGAAAAAGCAUGCUCAAGUAUGAAUCGGACAACACAAAACUGGAUGUUUUGGGGUGGAGCAAAUAUCAGCCUUUUUUCCUCAAUCGACAGUUGAUCACUCUUCUGUCAACGCUUGGAGUUAGAGAUCGUGUGUUUGAAAUUAAGCAAAAAGAAGCUGUAAAACAACUGGACAUGAUUUUAACGGAUCCGAUAAGAGCACAGGAGGCACUCGAGGACAUGUCUCCGGGAGAACACAAUCGGGUCCUUAGAGAAAUGCUGACGUGUGGUUAUAAGCCUGAUGCUGAGCCAUUCCUCUCAAUGAUGCUGCAAACUUUUCGGGCAUCAAAGCUGUUGGAAAUGAGGACUAAGACACGGAUUUUUGUUCCAAAUGGAAGAUCAAUGUUGGGAUGCCUUGAUGAAACUAGGACUCUAGAAUAUGGGCAGGUGUUUGUUCAAAUAUCUUGCGUUGGGAGUAAGCAGCUUUAUGAUAAUGAACUGUUUACAUUCAGAAGAGAUGACUCUGAUAAGAGGUCUACUGUGCUCGAGGGUAGAGUACUUGUUGCUAAAUGCCCAUGUCUCCACCCAGGUGACGUGCGUGUCUUGCGGGCCGUCAAUGUCCCAGCUUUACACCAUAUGGUUGACUGCGUGGUUUUUCCACAAAAAGGAAAAAGACCACACCCAAAUGAAUGCUCGGGAAGCGAUUUGGAUGGAGACGUGUACUUUGUAAGCUGGGAUGACAAACUUAUUCCACCUCGUCAAAUCCCACCCAUGGAAUACAUUGCCAAACCGCCUGUUUUGCUGGAUCACGAUGUUGAAAUUGAGGAAGUCGAGGAGUACUUCACAGACUACAUGGUCAAUGACAACUUCCGUGUCAUUGCGAACACCCACACUGUAUUUGCCGACAAGGAGCCACUCAAGGCCAACAGCAAGCCGUGCAUCAAGCUCGCGAAACUUUUCUCGAUUGCAAUCGAUUUCUCCAAGACCGGCAUCCUGGCUGAAAUCCCACCCUAUCUCCAUGUCAAGGAAUACCCCGACUUCAUGGAGAAGCCCAACAAGUGCACCUAUGAAUCAACCGGAGUGCUUGGGAAGCUCUUCCGGGCAAUAAAGGACAUCGCCCCGCAAUCUAGUCAAAUCAAAUCCUUCACUAGGGAGGUUGCCCAGCAGUCAUAUGACCCUGACAUGGAAGUCGAUGGCUUCGAGGACUACCUCGAUGAGGCGUGCUGGCACAAGGAACAGUACGACUUCAAGCUCGGUAAUCUGAUGGAGCAUUACGGGAUUACAACAGAGGCAGAGAUCAUCAGUGGCAGUAUCACGAAGCUGGAAAAAUCCUUCAUGAACAAAAAGGAAGACAAUGUCAAGGUGAUAAGCCUGGCUGUGCAGUCCUUGAAGAAGGAAGUGAGGGGGUGGUUCUAUGAAAAGGGCAGCGAGGUGGACCCACCCACAGACAAUGAAGCAUACGCAAAGGCAUCUGCAUGGUACCAUGUAACGUAUCAUCCUGACUACUUUGGCACAUACAAUGAAGGGCUGAAACGAGACCACUUCAUCAGUUUCCCAUGGUGCAUCUACGACAAGCUGAUUCAGAUCAAGCAGAAGAGUAAGGAGGCCGAGCUGUUGUCAGGCUCAAUCUGAGGUUGGGUUGAGAUCCCAAUCCAUUUUCUUUUAUAAUGUUUUAGUUACAUGAGUGUUGGCAUUGUAAAUUAAAAUGCUCCCUCCAGGCGACGCAAACCAUUCAUACUGUGGGCCGCACGGUGGAAGGGACGUAUCGACUUAAGUUAUCCUAAUCGUCCAAUUUGGUCAGUGUUGAAUGUGGACCAUUGGCUUUAAAGUCUGUUUUCAUCAGAUGGCUAGGAUCAUUUGAUGGGGGGAGAUUUUGGGUAGUAUUCCAUCCCAUGGUGUGUCCAAGCCAAAGGUGGGUCCCAUCCAACCAUGUUGGGCUGAGCUUCAUAUGGUACAUUAGCUCUGUAUAUAUAUAUAUAUGUGGAUUUGUUUGUUUGAUGUGUGCUUUGAUAAGAGUAUUAGACUGACAGUGGCUUUAUUUAGCUGCUUUGUUUCUUGAUGUAUGUAUUAAUCUCUAUAAAAAAUGGAAACUGAUUUUUGGUGUUGUGAGUGGAUA